Molecule: messenger RNA, 669 nt
Organism: Onthophagus taurus
Lineage: Eukaryota; Metazoa; Arthropoda; Insecta; Coleoptera; Scarabaeidae
Source: RefSeq, a predicted model, not a curated record
ACGCCAUGUUCAAAAAGCAACCCGCUUCUUCAAUACUGCAUAAUGCAUCAAAUUCCGCGUAUAAUGCAGGUUUUAAAACAUGGUUACCCUCCGAUGGGGUUUUUACCUUUGGAUCCGUUGUUGUUGGAAGCGGUGGAGAUUCCGCACGAUACGAUCAAUUUUGAAAUAAAAAAUCUCCAAAUAAAUGGCUUGUCGAAGGUUAAAAUUGAAUAUCUUUACGCUAAUCCGCUAAAGAGUUCUUUGGAAUUGAGACUACGAUUUCCUCAACUUAGUUUGCAAGGAUUUUAUCGGUUAAAAGGUCCAAUUUAUUACUUUAAUAUCGACUCAUUUGGACCGGCCGCAAUGUCUUUUGGAGAUGUCGUUAUCCACAUGGUUAUUAAUUUUGAAUUGGUCGAAAUCGAGGAUGAAAUCUUCUACAAAAUGCCUUUAAAACCAGACGAUGGGCAAACUAUGAAUGUGGACAUUAAAAAAGCUAACGUGUAUUUCGGAAAUUUGAUUCCGAACGAUCCAAUUUUAAACGAUCGGGUAAACGAGAUGAUCAGGCGAACUUUCUUCGAGGCAUUUCAAAACGUUAAACCGUGGGUAAUCUCGGUUCUUUGGGAAGUUUUUAGGAUCAUAUCCCAUCCUUUCCUACAUAACGUGAAUAUCGAUGAAAUGUUUGACGAAUAA